Messenger RNA from Nannospalax galili (Upper Galilee mountains blind mole rat), 1493 nucleotides. RefSeq names its product transmembrane 4 L six family member 1 (gene Tm4sf1). Gene Ontology annotation, cellular component: membrane. NCBI's taxonomy places the organism in Eukaryota, Metazoa, Chordata, Mammalia, Rodentia, Spalacidae. The transcript is spliced from 5 exons. Bases 100 to 708 code for a protein of 202 amino acids. The record is from RefSeq and is a predicted model, not a curated record.
UUUGCUUUCUCCACGGACAGGCUCACUGUCACCUGAUCUGGGACAUCGCCGAGCCCAGGAGAGCGAAGCGGGAAAGCCUCCAGGGCGACCGCUGCCACCAUGUGCUACGGGAAAUGCGCAAGAUGCAUCGGACACUCUCUGGUGUGGUUUGCCGUCCUCUGUAUUGUGGCUAAUAUCCUGCUUUACUUUCCCAACGGGGAAACAAAGUAUGCCUCCGAAAACCACCUCAGCCGCUUUGUCUGGUUUUUUUCCGGCAUCCUAGGAGGGGGCUUGCUGAUGCUCCUGCCAGCAUUUGUGUUCAUUGGGCUGGAGGAAGAUGAUUGCUGCGGGUGUUGUGGUCAUGACAACUGUGGCAAGAGAUGUGCGAUGCUUUCUUCUGUACUGGCUGCUCUUAUUGGCAUCGCAGGAUCUGGCUACUGUGUCAUUGUGGCAGCCCUGGGCUUGGCAGAAGGACCAAACUGUAGUGAUUCCCAGGGCGAGUGGAACUACACCUUUGCCAGGACUGAGGGACAUUACCUUCUAGAUCCCUCUACAUGGUCCCAGUGCCAUGAGCCCAAGCAUAUUGUGGAAUGGAAUGUAACUCUGUUUUCUAUCCUCUUGGCUCUUGGUGGAAUUGAAUUCAUCUUAUGUCUCACUCAAGUAAUAAAUGGAGUGCUUGGAGGCAUAUGCGGGUAUUGCUGCUCUCACCAACAGCAAUAUGACUGCUAAAGGAACCACAAGACAGAACCUCAAGCUUCUUUUAUUUCAUUGUAAUUUAUAUAUUUUACUUGUAUUAUUAUAAAACUUUGUACCAGUGUAUCACAAUCUACAUACCCUGCUUUUAUAAACAAAUAUAGUGGCAUCUUCCUAUGUCAGUGUUUAAACUUAAAAAAAAAAACAAACCAACAACUCUGUUUUAAGGAAUGAGACAACAAACUGUUCUGGGGGUAACUUACAGACUGAAUGACUGUUCUCAGUAUAUCCGAGAUAAACUCUUCAGUAUUUAAGAUUAAAAAAAAACCUACAUACUAUUGUACAUAUAUGUAUGUAUUUUUUAAAUGAAAGAUGUCUGGUUGCCUUUUUGAAGACCAAGAAGGAUCAAAAUUCUGAACUGAUGUUUUUCACUGUUUAUAUGAUGUUUCCCAUCUGUAUGUCUACAAAUCUCUAACAAGAGACUUUUUGAAGGAAGAGUCAAACACGUGCCUGGGUUUGGACAUCUAGUCAAGACAGCUUCAACUCAAACAAAUAAGUGGAACUAUGUAGUGUUGUUAAUGGCUAUGAACAGUGCAGGCUGUUAAACUUUUGUAACAUGUAGAAAGCCCUUUGCGCUUCAAAGAUAAGGACUAUGUAUGUAAAAAGAGAAAGACCAGGAUAAUCGGAGAAGGAAGAUGGGAGAUGGAAUAAAGCAGUUGAUCACCGUCAUGGAAUGGGGGAGGAGGAAUAAGAUCAGGAGGACCACAAGGAAACACCUCCCAAACUCCCCUGUUUACUUCAAAAUAAAGUAUUCAUCACCA